AUGGAUUUUGAUGCCAAAACUUUGAAUUCUUUUUCAAUUGCUUCAGAUUUUACAAAUACACUAAAUGGAGGAAAGGAUCCUUAUUUGAUGACAUUUGAUCCAAUCGCUUUUAGAUACAUUGGUCGGCGUGUCGUUGGUUCAUCUACUCAACGAAAAUUCACAAAAUUGGGCGAGGACUUUAAUCUUUGUUUUAAAUUGAUUAAAAGUGAUUCAAAGCUCGUAAAAUCGUUGCUGUUUAGUUAUGGAUUUUUACAGUGUUCGAGCAAAAAUCUUUACUGCAACUUGAUUUGGACAAACACCCAUUUAUCAACAAAUUCGAUGCGACAAUUAAAAUCCUGGCAAAGAAUGAACCAUUUUCCUAGGAGUUGGAUGCUUACGAUUCCUGAUUUCUUCUGCACGCCCUUAAACGAUAAAAACUGCACAAAACUGGUCAACUGCUGCAAAGAAAUUGAAAAUGGCAAACAAUCUCCAUUUAUUGUUAAACCUGCUGGUGGCUCUUUUGGCAAAGGAAUUUUCUUUUUAAGCAGGGCUGAAGAGGUUUAUUCAAUCGACUAUAGUCAAAAAUGGGUUAUUUCACGUUAUAUUGAACGCCCUUUAUUGAUUAAUGGAUUAAAAUGGGAUUUGAGGAUUUAUGUUCUUGUCACUUCUUUUUACCCUUUGAUUGUCUACAUGUACAGUGAUGGAUUGGCUCGUUUUGCUGUUCAUACUUACAAGGAUGGAAAAACUAAUUUUGAUGAUUUAAAUCAACACUUGACAAAUUAUAAUGUUUUUAGAAACAACGAUUGUUCUGUAGAAGAUAUGGGUCAUAAAUGGACUUUGGGAGCAUUGCUAAGACAUUUGGAAGAAAAUUCUGGUAUUGAUACUGAAUUAUUGAUGGUACGCAUUGAGGAUAUAGUGAUUAAAUCACUUUUAUCUAUCCAACCGCGAGUUGCUGCAAUGUGUAGAAAAUUAAAUUUACAUCCAAAAUGUUGUUUUGAACUUUUUGGUUUUGACAUACUGGUAGAUGAACAUUUGAAGCCUUGGUUACUUGAAAUAAAUUUGUCUCCAAGUUUAUCAUGUGAUGCUCCACUCGAUACUUUAUUAAAAACGCAUCUUUUUUGUGAUGUGUUAAAUGUUGCUUCGAUACCUUUGGUUAACGAUAGAAACAUGGAAAAUGAAUGUUAUUUUAGUGAUGAAGAAGAUGAAGUGGCUGAUGAAGGAAGUAAACGAAGGAAAAAACAGUCUAAUGAUGAAAAAUUGGAUAAUGGAAAUGAACAAGAUUUGAAAAAUUCUUUUCAUCCUCAAACGCCUUCAACGAGUUCUUUAUUAUCUACUUCAUCUGUGAAUCACUUUGUUACACUGAAGGAUGAUGAUGACGUGUUACAACAAUGUUCUUCCAGUAAAAACGAAAAGGAAAAAUCGAAGCAAUUACCUAGAGCUUCUAAAAUUAAAAGAAUGCAGACACCACAAAAGGUAACCUUCUCUUCCGAGAGAAUGUCAGCAUUAUAUUUAGAACGUGUUGAACUACUUUUUGAAAAAUUAAAGUUAGAAAAUAAACGACGUGGUCAUUUUAAUAGAAUAUUUCCUAGAAGAACAACUUGGCGAAUGUAUUGUUCAAUUUUGGAAGAUUGUGGUCAAGAACAAUGGGAUAAAGCCUUACACACUUUAUUGUCUGCUGAAUAUAAUCAGGACACGACACCUCCAAAAUUAACAAUGUACGAUGUUCAAUUAACCCAUGAACAAUUAAUGAAUGCCGAAAAAUAUCAAAAAAGAGAAUUGUUGGAUCCAUCAGUUUCAAACAUUGCACUGGCUGAAGCACUUGAAGAAGCAAAAUGUUAUAAAAAGAAGAAAGUUUAUACAACUGCAAGUUGUAGUGGAGAUUUUAGACCAUAUCCUUCUGCUCUUCCAAAAUUGCGUCCAUCAGCUAGAAGAAGAACAAAAAGUCAAUGUUUAGCAGAUGAAUUAAAACAAGAAAAAUUGGAAAAGAAAAAAGAAGAAAUGGCAGCAGCAGCAACAACAACAACAGCUUCAACAUCUUUAAAUAUUUCUUCAAAUUCUCCAACAGCUCCAUUACUUGAACUUGAUCCAAAUUUGCCUUCUUUAUCUUUAUUAAAAGAAAAUGAAGGAAAUAAAUUUAUUACUAUUAAUGAAAAUCAAAAAAUGAAGAAUAAAAAUGGUGUUAAGUGA
Messenger RNA from Meloidogyne enterolobii, 2166 nucleotides. NCBI's taxonomy places the organism in Eukaryota, Metazoa, Nematoda, Chromadorea, Rhabditida, Meloidogynidae. The record is from the annotation of a GenBank genome assembly.